Colletotrichum orchidophilum is the source of this 876-nucleotide messenger RNA. RefSeq lists its product as uncharacterized. The transcript has a single exon. Bases 1 to 876 code for a protein of 291 amino acids. The record is from RefSeq and is a predicted model, not a curated record. Lineage: Eukaryota; Fungi; Ascomycota; Sordariomycetes; Glomerellales; Glomerellaceae.
AUGCCGUUCUUUAAACACGAACAGAUAGUGGACAAGUCGUUCGAACAGGAAGGCAACACGACCCCGGGAGAGGCCAGCGGUGGCAAUGAGAGAGUCUCCAAUGAAAGCGACAUCGAGCCUGGCGUUCGGGUGAAGCCCUCCGGACGUCAUGAGACGCAGCCAACAGACAGAAUCAGUGGGCAUCAGAUCUUUUACAUCUUUGGACUCGAUGGCAUUGGUGCCGGCGUCCUCUCCGGGGGCAUAAACUUUGCCAUCGCCUACGGUAAAAACUCUCAACGACUCGUAGAGCUUAGGCUUCGAGCGAGCAAAGCCGGCAGAAGGACAGUCACUGACACAAACCAUACAGGCAUGUACUCAACUCAGAAUAUCGAGCGUAACCCCAUUCGCCUUUUUCAGCUGCCCAACACACUAGCUGGAGAUGCAGUGGUGACCACGGUCAUCCAAACGGCAAUGACAUGGUUCAUCGAGUUCAUCCUAGCCAACCACGACAUAAAGAACGGGGCCGUCCGCCCGAUAGGCUUUAUCAGGGAACCUUCGCACCCUUUCCUGCGGUGGUUUAUGAUGCUCGAUCAAGAGGACGCGGCACACACCAAGAGCAGGCUCACGAUGUUCUCUGAUCACAUUAUUCGGAUCGGCUUAAUCUUUGUUGUUUCAUUCAUUUUGCUCUGGCCAGCAUCAGUCGGGAUCUUGACCACAAUCGGACACCGGGGAUCAGGGAGUGAUUGGGACUGGUACUUCCACCGCAAGUGGGCGCCGGAAAUUUUCAAAGGGGUCUAUGGGGGCCUACUCGGUCUUCUCACGACGCCGGCUAUGGCUUCGUUUUGGCUGGUCAGGGAGGGAUGGCGCUUGAAGAGGGGAGGGUCUUUAUUGAGUUGA